Nymphaea colorata (pocket water lily) is the source of this 1023-nucleotide messenger RNA. Its product is annotated as putative fasciclin-like arabinogalactan protein 20. The transcript has a single exon. The coding region runs from base 24 to 962 and encodes 312 amino acids. NCBI's taxonomy places the organism in Eukaryota, Viridiplantae, Streptophyta, Magnoliopsida, Nymphaeales, Nymphaeaceae. The record is from RefSeq and is a predicted model, not a curated record.
AGCAAGAUUCCAGAGCUCCAUUAAUGGCGGACUCCUCCUCUUCCUCUUUCUUUUCCACUCUCCUCCUUCUUUCCUUCAUCUUUUGCUGCUCUUCUGUUCAGGAUCCUCGUCUGGAACCGCUCCAUGAGGCCCUCAUCGUUUCGGGCUACUCCUCGAUGUCCCUCACGCUUCAGCUCGCGCCAGAAACCCUCAUCCCAAAUGCCUCCGCCACCAUCUUCGCCGCCUCCGACUCCGCCUUCUUUUUCUCCGGCCAGCCCUCCCUCCUCCUGCUCAGAUACCACGUCUCCCCCCGCAGGCUGUCCUCCGAAGAGCUCAUCUCUCUGCCGUCCGGGACCCACAUUUCCACCCUUCUCUCCGAUCGUUUCCUCGUCGUUACUGGAAAUUCGACUAUCAACGGUGUCCCAGUAGCUGCAUUUGCCCCGAUCUACCGGGACGCGGGAUUCGUCGCCUAUGGAGUUGAGCGUUUCCUCAAUCCUUCGUUUCCGACGUGCCCGUUGUUCGGCACCCGCCAGGACAGCGUCUUCCAGAGAUCCACGGAAGCCAUGGCGUCCCGAGGGUUCGGAAUCUUUGCGUCUUUGCUUGAUUUGCAGAUCAUAGGGCUUAUGGGUAAGGAGCUAGGGGUAAAAUUAACGGUAUUCGCGGUGCCGGACAUGGCUAUGGAAGGAGUGGCGGCGAACCUCACGGAGCUCGCCGGGGUGCUGAGAAGACACGUCGUGCCUUGCAAGGUCUCGUGGGUGGAUAUCGAGGCUUUCGGUGGGGUGUUUCCGACGCUCGACAAGCGGUUUCCGGUGAACUUGACGAGGUCUGGCGUGCAGCUUGAGGCGAACGGCGUUCCGAUCGUCUUUCCCGACUUGUACCCCGGCAAUUCCAUUGUCGUUCACGGACUCUUAGGCGCCUUUCCCAUAGCGCCUGCGCCGGCCGAGGAGGUAACGGAUCUCCAUUUUGACGGUCCAGAUUUGUAGAUCGAUUUUCUUUCAAGAACUCUUCUCUUUUCUCCUUUUACCGUGAAUUGUGAAUUUUUGA